UUCGUUAUUGCAAGCCUAAAUGGCGGAUGCGGAGAAGGGACCGUAGUCAGAACAAUAACAUCUCAGUUAUCCGGUAAAAGUGGUGUAAUUCGAUUCAGUACCCAUAAAAGAAACCUUUCGGUAGAGGGCACUUCCAUGCAUAUGUAGCUAAACAUUAGUUGCAAGCCAAUGUUUUAUGUUUAAACAAUUUAAGGCUUGCAGCGGUCUUGGUAAUUUCAAGUGAGUUUCAAGCAAGGAAGUCGCGUCUUCAUGGUGGUUUUAUAAAUAUGGGGGAUUCUCUCGGUCUUAUCGGGAAGCGACUGCUGCUCCUCCUCGACGAUGGGGGAUCUGCUGUUGGCAACGAAAUGGACCAGGCCGCCUGGCUUCGAGGGACCGUGCGGGCAGUUAGUGUUAUUGGUCUGGCGAGCCCAGGAGUAGAGGUGUUCCUGGAAUUUGAAGAUAGCCCAUGGCGACAGCGCUCCUGGGUACAGGUGUAUGGAGAGGAGGUGCGAGCAGCUUUGAUGGAGAAUACAAUAAUUUGGGCUCCCCGAAGUGAGCCCUCCCUUUCCACAACAGGGGGAACGUCUACUAGCCAUUGGCCAGCCUUAGUGUUCCAUUUGCUUGUGGACCGUGUGGGGUUGGGAUCUCUGGUUCCUGUUGAAUUCUUUGGAACUAGAAAGCUGGAAUUUCUCCCCAAUGGAAAUUCCUUGCAGAGAUUUGAGGCUGAGAAAGAUGUGAGGCACCCACUAUUCCAGGAACAGCCAUCCCUUCAUGCUGCCGUCAGCAGCUGGCACCGGGAUUCUGAGCUGCAGGAGAUCCUGAGAAAAGGACCCUAUACUAUCCAGGGGCGGAGGGUGCAGGUGUACCAGCCGGAGUUUGAGGAGCCCUGGGCAAUGGGGCUUGUCUCUCAGCAUGACCCUGUUUCACAUAUUAUGGAGAUUACCAUGGAUCAGGGAGAAGAGACUCAGGUGGUAGAUCCCCGUGUAAUUCAUGUAAUGCUUGCUAUGGAUCCAGUAGAUGAGAACCAGGAUCGCCGCAAGAAGGAGCUGGAUGGAGGGAAGGGUGAGGGUGGCCGGCGACGGAGGACUGCGUCUGAGGGCGGUGAUGAUGACAUUACACUCAAACGUUUCAAAGGUGCUGGCGAGGGUGAAGCAGAUGGGCAGAACGGUAGCCCUCCCAGUAAGGACAGUGAGCCCCUGAUGAGUGGAGAGACACCUGUGCUCGGAGUGGUUGAGGGAAAGGACGGAGUGGGUGGAGUAGUCAGCAGGGGGAAGUCCACCGCCAGCCCAGAAGCAGUUACUUUGGCCAGCCGGGGUCUGACCACCAGCACUGCGUCUCAGCAGGAUCACCCCGGAAACCGAUCUGCAGGCGUCAUCAAAGAGAACGGUAGUGCUAUCCUGAACCAGGACAGAACAGGGCCACCAGCAACUGUGGCCCUUCCUGUGCCCACCCCAACGCCACCACCCUUGAAGCCGGCUCCUUCAGCAUUCUCUAAUAUUUUUCCCUCCUUGGGCCAGAUGCCCAGUCUGGUACCCGGAGCUCCUGCACCCAAGUCCUCGCCUACAGCCCUGGUGCCAGAGAGGGAGGACGGUGUACUUUCAGGAUACCCCAAAACUGCUGCCCUCGUGUCCCCAGGCCCUGUCACCAUCUCCUCACCUUCCCAGGACAAUGCACCAAGUGUGGUUCUUUCUGCACCCGCCGACCGCAGCCAGAAGACCCCUGUUUGGGGCUCACCCCCAGAAACCAGCCAAACACCGAAGACAACUACCCUUGCUGCUGCAGGAUUCAGCCCUUCCCAGCCUAAGCAGACCAGCGGGGCAGUGUUUGGCGACGUCCCUGCGCAGGCGAACGGCUCAUCCCAGGAAAACAAGCCCUUUGGAUUUUAUUUCUCUGGCCCAAAAGAACCUCAGCAGCAGGCAUCUGAUCCUUCACAAAACCUGUUCUUCCAAUGCAUGUCUCAGACGCAGACUCCAUGCCCAAGUAUGGCUCAAACACAGUCAAAAGACACUAACUACUUCACAGCCCUGUCAGAGUGCCUGAGCAAGGAGCCUCAGAGCCUGUUCAAGCCUGCCACUCCCUCUGAGGGCCUAAAGAAGGCUGUUGUUGCCUCUGCGUCCGCAGGACUCUUUGGUUCUGCUCCAGCCAGUGGCUUGCCAUCUAUGAAAGAGCAGCCCAAAGUACCUGAUGCCAAGCCAGCAGGUAACGGAAUUCUGAUGAGCAAGCCCUUUGGACCAGGAGCAGAUGCCCUCAGCAAACUGGGCUCUGGGUUUCCUGCAGCUGUAGGGAGCAGCCCUGCGGUGGGUUCAGUGGAAAUUUCCAAGCCUGCCUUAGGGCUUGGUGCUUCCUUGGGUACAGGUUCUGCUGGACUGAGUGCCGCUGGAGGUGGGUUAAGAAACACCAGUUGCACUAACGCAGCUAGCAGCUUUGGCCUGCUAGUAGGCAGCAAGGGUUCAGAAGCUCAUGAGAACUUGUUUUUACAGGCUUCAAAAGAGGCAAAUCCAUUUCUUGCUUAUAGCAGCGCGGCCUCACCUAGUCCGUUUAGCGUGUUGACCACCCCCAAGCUUCCUACACCUGUGUCCACUACUCUGCCUACCAGUGGCCCUGGAAUUCUUAACCAAGAUCCAACUUCCACUGAUGGCCAGUCAAAUCUGUUCAUCAUGGCUGAACCUCCCAAGGGUAUCCUAUCUUCCCAGUUCACUGGUGGUUCAUCUUCCUCUUCGGCUCCAACUUUCAUGUCGACACCCCAAGAUGGGCAGCAAAUGCUCAAAGCCAACAAAGAGUGCACUGAAGGUGGUGCCAGUGCCUGCAUCGACUCCGAAAGCAACUUGGUGGAGGAGGAGGUUACCUCUGUGCCCUUUGACCAGACAUCGCAGAAGUUCACCUUGGAUGAGCGUGGGCAGGCGACCAAAGUUGACUCUGAAUCGAGCACGAACAGUGACUUGUCAGACCUGAGUGAAGCUGAGGAUCACUCGGAGCAGAGCCAGAAGCCCAGUGUCCAGGUGCCUAACGCAAAGGCUGACGGGGACGAGAUGCAGAAUUCCAAGCCCCAGUCCGCUCCUAAAAGCCGCUCAAGGAGCAAACCCUUCAAAGUGGGUCAGUCAGUGCUAAAGGACCAGAGCAAGGUUCGGCGGCUGAAGCAGUCUGGUGAGGCCUUCUUGCAGGACGGUUCUUGCAUCAACGUGGCACCUCACCUGCACAAGUGCCGCGAAUGCCGACUGGAGCGCUACCGCAAGUCCCGCGAGCAGGAAUCAGACGAUGAUGACCCCAAUGUUGCCUGCCGCUUCUUCCACUUUCGCAGACUAGCAUUCACGAGGAAGGGUGUACUGCGUGUGGAGGGCUUCCUGACCCCACAGCAGAGUGACAAUAUGGCCAUGGGCCUGUGGCUCCCCUCUUCAAAUGCACAAGACUGCCUCGACCUGGACACAUCCAAGUACAUCCUGGCCAACGUGGGAGACCAGUUCUGCCAGCUUGUCAUGUCUGAGAAAGAGGCCAUGAUGAUGGUGGAGCCUCACCAAAAGGUGGCAUGGAAGCGGGCGGUGAGGGGUGUGAGGGAGAUGUGUGAUGUGUGCGAAACGACGCUCUUCAACAUUCACUGGGUGUGUCGCAAGUGUGGCUUUGGCGUCUGCCUAGAUUGCUACCGGCUACGGAAGAAUCGACCACGUGAUGAGGUGGACGACAGCCCAGAUGAUGAGGUCUUCUCAUGGCUAAAGUGCGCGAAAGGCCAACCUCAUGAACCGCAGAACCUCAUGCCCACUCAGAUCAUACCUGGCACAGCACUCUAUACUAUAGGGGACAUGGUCCAUGCAGCAAGAGGCAAAUGGGGAAUCAAAGCUAACUGUCCCUGCACUAACCGACACAGCAGACCUGUGGCAAGGCCCACUGCACCCAACGGCCUCUCCCAAUCAGGUGCAGGCUCAAGUGGGGGGAAUGGGGCCUCUUCUAGUUCAGCCAUGAUCCGCCCAGAUGGGGACCCCACGACAGACGCAAGGGUCAAAGUGGAACUUGGUGUGGAGGGGAGCAGCAUCGAGGCAUCUUUGGGCAAUGGUGGAGCCAGUGCUGGAGGAGUAGGCCCGGCUGGCACACAGGUGCCUGGUUCUAAGGAUGGCAAGGGCAACCCAUCCUCUGCCCUCCACUGGCUGGCCGACCUGGCCACACAGAAGGCAAAAGAGAACUCCAAAGAUUCGGGCUCCCUCCGGGCCAUGGUGGGUCGUGAUGGGCGCACCCCCUUUGGUCUAGAUUCCUUCAGCUCACUCUCCAAGCCAUCCAGCCCAAGUCCCAAGCUCUUCAACAGCCUGCUGCUAGGGUCCGGUCCUGCCCAGCCCAAGGCAGAGGGCACCAGUCUACGAGACCUUCUCAACUCGGGCCCUGGCAAACUGCCCCAGGCCCAAGACGGUGGAGUCCCUUUCCCUUCAGUGUUCUCAUCUACAGCAGGGGCUGACAAGAUGAAGGGAGGUCUACCCACCAUCCUUGACCAUAUCAUCGCCUCCGUGGUGGAGAACAAGAGAGCAGAGGGGCGCCGAGUGCCAGGCUCGACAGAGAGCACAGACCCUAUCGGUGUCUCGCGACGAGAGGGUGUUAUGGGCCUCAGCGUGCUGGACCCCCACACUUCCCACUCAUGGCUGUGUGAUGGACGCCUGCUCUGUCUGCAGGAUCCCAGCAACGGCAACAACUGGAAGAUCUUCCGCGAGUGUUGGAAACAGGGCCAGCCGGUUUUGGUGUCUGGUGUCGACAAGAAGCUGAAGACCGCUCUGUGGCUGCCAGAGGCCUUCAGUGAAGAGUUUGGAGAUCAGGACGUAGACCUGGUCAACUGUAGGAACUGUGCCAUCAUCUCUGAUGUCAAGGUCCGAGACUUCUGGGACGGCUUUCAGGUCAUCUCCAAACGGUUGCAAGGUACUGAUGGGCAGCCCAUGGUACUGAAACUCAAAGACUGGCCUCCGGGGGAGGAUUUCCGAGAUAUGAUGCCCACUCGGUUCGACGACCUCAUGGACAAUCUUCCUCUGCCGGAGUACACUAAGAGAGAUGGACGCCUCAACCUGGCAUCCCGUCUUCCCAACUUCUUUGUGCGGCCGGAUCUGGGCCCCAAGAUGUACAAUGCCUACGGUCUAAUAUCUACGGAGGACAGGAAGGUUGGCACCACCAACCUGCAUCUGGACGUUUCCGAUGCGGUUAACGUGAUGGUGUACGUGGGAAUCCCUGAGGGAAAGGAUGACCAUGAAAAGGAAGCAGACCUCGCUGGAUCCAAAGAGGUGGCGCUCACCAUUGAGGAGGGAGAUGUGGAUGAGAUGACAAAAAGGAGGAUUUACGAGGGAAAAGAGAGGCCAGGUGCCCUCUGGCACAUCUACGCAGCCAAAGACGCUGAGAAGAUCCGUGAGCUCCUGCGCAAGGUAACGCCCAUCAUCUGUGGGGUGGGAGAGGAGCAGGGACAAGAGAAUCCUCCAGAUCACGACCCCAUCCAUGACCAGAGCUGGUAUUUGGACCAGGUGCUCCGCCGCCGCCUCUACGAGGAGUAUGGUGUUCAGGGCUGGUCCAUUGUCCAGUUCCUGGGAGAUGCCGUCUUUAUUCCAGCUGGCGCACCCCAUCAGGUGCACAACCUGUACAGUUGCAUUAAGGUGGCUGAGGACUUUGUCUCACCGGAGCAUGUGAAGCACUGCUUCAGACUGACGCAGGAGUUCCGACAUCUUUCCACCACGCACACUAACCAUGAGGACAAACUACAGGUGAAGAACAUCAUUUUCCACGCCGUGAAGGACGCCGUGGGAACGCUAAAGGCUCAUGAGGCGAAGCUAGCACGGUCGUAGUUUUGUGUGUCCAGGGCUGACUGUAAUCCUAAGCUUGGGCUGUUGCUGGGACAGCACACAGAGACUGGGUGUUUGGGUGGCACUUAAACAUGGGUUCGGAGAGAGCCAGAGGGCUUCCAGAACAAGCCCUAUAAUUCAAGGCUUCUCAGAGCUUCAGGCUAGGAUGAAGGAUGCGCUUCAUCAGUGUUACAAAACCGUUGUUUAGUUUUAUCAAAUGACUUAAGUCAUUUUCCCCUGUAUUUAAAAUGUCAGUGUCCUUUUUUUUUUUUUUUUUUUUUUUUUUUUUUUUUUUUUUUACGUGAUAGAUUGUUGGAUUGUUCAGGAAGAAGGUGAUGGAAUUUUAAAAGAAGGAUCAGCUUCUUUAUCCCUUCUGAAUAAAUGUAAGCACUGGGGUUCUUUUUUAGCCAAUGUUAAUGGUUUGUUUUCUUCACUAAUGGAAAGCUCUGUCUGUACAGGAGAUUAAAAACAGGCAAACAGACAUAAAAUAGAAAAUGAAGAUUCCCUCUACCCUCUGAGGCAGACAAGAGUUUUGAAGGGAACUAGACCAAAGUUUUGUAUUUUUAGUUUUGGAAAUGGAAAUUGUCUUGUUCUUUUCUCUUUUACUUUAAUAGGCCAUUAGGUAAUUUGAAUCACUGACAGUGAGCGGUAGGCAGAUGGCUUUGAGAAAUGAUUGUUGAAAAAUCAAGAAUUCCAGUUAUGGACUACUGGUCAUUAAUAUGUAUCAAUAUAUAUAUUGAUCUUAGCAGUGUGUAUGAUUUUUCAAAAUAAAGUUUACAAAAAAUGGAUUUGGCCCUCCUGUUUUGGAAAUUGUGCACACUUAAUUUGUUAGAAAUUUUUGUUCAGUUCUUACAAUUUUAUCAAAUAAAACCUUUUGUGGUUCCUUGAUAAUGCUGCAAUAAACAAAGCAUUUUUUAAUGUUG
Molecule: messenger RNA, 6697 nt
Organism: Electrophorus electricus (electric eel)
Lineage: Eukaryota; Metazoa; Chordata; Actinopteri; Gymnotiformes; Gymnotidae
Gene: kdm3b
Product: lysine (K)-specific demethylase 3B
Biological process (GO): regulation of transcription by RNA polymerase II
Cellular component (GO): histone deacetylase complex; chromatin
Molecular function (GO): histone H3K9 demethylase activity; transcription coregulator activity; chromatin DNA binding
Source: RefSeq, a predicted model, not a curated record